AUGGACGAAGGCGGAGUCCAUCAGCGAAGAACGUCGGACGCAAAGGGCGGAGAAACGCCCGAGCUACACCCUGCGGCUUUGGAAGAUAUAUUGGACUCUGAAUCAGACUACUUCUCCCCUCCGGGCUCCCCAUCUACCAGACCUCGCCUGUCGCGCAACUCCUUCUCCUACCAAGAUGACUGGGAAACGUUUCCACCGCUCGACCAGCUCACUGUUUUCGACCUCCUAGACAAUCUGUCUCUGUCGCAGAGGCUCGAGAGGCUGCAACGCUCGCUCAACUCGCAAAGAGAGAAGGUCAAGAAGCAGCAGGAAAAGCUACGAUCAACCUCGAAGAAUGCCAGAGACCGGGUCGUGGGCGAAUGGAAGCGGAGAGUACCCACCGCCGAUGAGCAGCUGGAGAAAUACCGUCGUCGGAUGAAGACCGGAGUAGAGCGCCUGUCGCAGCGAUGGAACGCAGCUGCUGCGGUCACCCUCCGUGAGAAGAUCUCGUUUAUAGCGGGUGUACUCAACAUCUUCAUCAGUGGAUACCUGCUUGGAUCAUUUCCUGAGUACUUCUACAUCUGGUUCAGCGCACAGCUCGCCUACUUUAUGCCGAUCCGAUUCUACAGAUACCACGCGAUAGGCUAUCACUAUUUCCUGGCGGAUCUCUGUUACUUUGUCAACGUGCUUUGCAUGCUCUCCAUCUGGGCGUUCCCGCAGUCUAAGAGGCUCUUCAUCAGCACUUUCUGCUUGACCUUUGGUAACAAUGCAGUUGCAAUUGCCAUGUGGCGAAACUCCAUGGUCUUCCAUAGCAUGGACAAAGUCGUCAGUCUCUUCAUCCACAUUAUGCCUCCGGUGACCCUUCAUUGCCUUGUCCACCUUACGUCCUUGGACGUGUUGAAGGAAAGGUUUCCGGCCAUAUACGAUAUCAAAACGAGCGAGCCUGGCUCUCCUGAGCAUUUCGGACUAUUCUCAAUGAUGAUCUGGGCGACUGUUCCGUACAUGAUCUGGCAAAUGUCCUACCACUUAUUUAUCACCGUCCGCCGUGCAGAUAAGAUCGCAGCCGGCCGCCCAACAAGCUUUACCUGGCUCCGCAAAUCGUACGCCAAGGCUUGGAUCGGUCGACUUGUCCUCAGCCUCCCGGAGUCACUCCAAGCCCCCGCAUUCAUGAUGAUCCAAUAUCUCUACGCCCUGCUGACCAUGAUCCCAUGUCCAAUCUGGCUCUGGUCCCGGUGGGCCAGUGGAAUAUUCAUUACCGGCCUUUUCAUCUUGAGCAUACACAACGGAGCCACGUACUAUAUUGACGUGUUCGGCAAGCGCUUCCAGAAGGAGCUCGAGCAGUUGAAGAAAGAAGUUGCUCAAUGGCAGUCUAGUCCAGAGGGAGCGAUGGCUCCGAUAACUCCUGGAAUGGCUGCCGCCGCCGCUCAUCCAGACGGGAAACAGUCCGACUAUACGUCUGCCAAGGGCAGCCACGACAACGCCAACAUUGAGAAGAUUCCCCUUCUGGAUUCCACUGGGGUUUCGACUGCCAUCGAGGGCGGCACACGGAAAUGA
Molecule: messenger RNA, 1533 nt
Organism: Aspergillus mulundensis
Lineage: Eukaryota; Fungi; Ascomycota; Eurotiomycetes; Eurotiales; Aspergillaceae
Product: glycerophosphocholine acyltransferase
Exons: 2
Coding region: 1-1533 (510 amino acids)
Biological process (GO): phosphatidylcholine biosynthetic process
Source: RefSeq, a predicted model, not a curated record